This is a messenger RNA of Anguilla anguilla (European eel), 5094 nucleotides long. RefSeq names its product signal transducing adaptor molecule (SH3 domain and ITAM motif) 1 (gene stam). Gene Ontology annotation, biological process: protein transport to vacuole involved in ubiquitin-dependent protein catabolic process via the multivesicular body sorting pathway. The transcript has 14 exons. The record is from RefSeq and is a predicted model, not a curated record. Gene Ontology annotation, cellular component: ESCRT-0 complex. Gene Ontology annotation, molecular function: ubiquitin binding; phosphatidylinositol binding. Lineage: Eukaryota; Metazoa; Chordata; Actinopteri; Anguilliformes; Anguillidae. The coding region runs from base 569 to 2074 and encodes 501 amino acids.
CCCUACUGUAUUGAUGGUUUCAAUAAUAUCUCGAUGAUUAAAUAACUAAUAAUUAAUGUCGUUUAUUCAUUAUUAGAGCACAGCAGAAUCUCCCUUGUUAGCUACUGCCUUUACGUUAUACGCUGAAAUGUCUUGCCGCUGUAGCUAGCUAGUCAGCACACUCAUAAUGUGUAACGUAAGAUACUGCUACCUAGCUUGCUAACUAACGUCACCUUGCUAACAAAACAAGAAAUGAGUACUAACUUAUUUUUUUUUAUAUAUAGACACGUAACUAGCUAAUUGGCUAUCAAGAAAGCUAUUAUUACAGUAUUACUCCAUUACUCAUUGAUCGGUCAGCCAAUUGUAGUCAAGUUACGUAGUAACACAGUCAAUGUGUCGCGUUUUAAUGCAAGCUGGCUAGCUAAAAACCUUUGGGCAGCUAAUGCUACAUAAACAAUGACGGUGCACUUGUUGGGAAGCUUGAAAGCUCGAAGAGACGACAACAGUGUGUUUUGAGCCAGGGCUCUACUUUCUUGUUAUAUAGCUGGAUAAUGGAUAUUAGCCUGUUAAUGAAAAAGCUACCAGUGAGAUGAACACAGCUGAGGACUGGGGCCUGAUCCUGGAUAUUUGUGAUAAAGUAGGACAGUCACGCACAGGGCCCAAAGAAUGCCUUCGGUCAGUGAUGAGGAGAGUGAACCAUAAGGACCCACAUGUUGCUAUGCAGGCGCUGACACUUCUUGGGGCAUGUGUAUCAAACUGUGGUAAAAUUUUUCAUCUAGAAGUUUGCUCCAGAGAUUUUGCAAGUGAAGUCAGCAAUGUCUUGAAUAAGGGUCACCCGAAAGUGUGUGAGAAGUUGAAAGCACUAAUGGUGGAAUGGGCAGAGGAGUUCCGGAAUGAUCCCCAGCUCAGCCUGAUCUCAGCCAUGAUUAAGAACCUGAAAGAGCAGGGCGUGGCCUUCCCCACGGCGGGAUCCCAGGCAGCAGAACAGGCUAAGGCAAGCCCUGCUUUAGUAGCUAAAGACCCCUCUAUCACAGUAAACAAAAAGGAAGAGGAGGACUUGGCUAAAGCCAUUGAGCUGUCCCUGAAGGAGCAGAGGACCCCCCAGGCCCCCCUCUCCUCCCUCUACCCCAGCACCUCAGGCCUGGUCUCCAACCACAAGCCCGAGGGCAGGAAGGUGCGGGCCAUCUACGACUUUGAAGCUGCUGAAGACAACGAGCUGACGUUCAAAUCGGGAGAGAUCAUCACCAUCCUGGAUGACAGUGACCCCAACUGGUGGAAGGGGGAAACGUAUCAAGGAGUGGGCCUGUUCCCCUCUAACUUUGUGACCGCAGACCUCACGGCGGAGCCUGAGAUGAUGAAAACGGAGAAGAAAACGGUGCAGUUCAGCGACGAGGUGCAGGUGGAGACCAUCGAACCCGAACCAGAACCCGUGUACAUCGAUGAGGAAAAAAUGGACCAGUUGUUGCAGAUGAUCCAAAGUGCCGACCCCACAGACAAUCAGCCAGACGCCACCGAACUCCUUCAGCUGGAGGGUGCCUGCAAUCAGAUGGGUCCCCUUAUCGACCAGAAACUAGAAGAUAUUGACAGGAAACACUCGGAGCUGUCGGAUCUGAACGUGAAGGUGAUGGAGGCGCUCUCCCUGUACGCCAAGCUGAUGAACGAGGACCCCGUGUACGCCAUGUACACCAAGCUGCAGAGCCAGCAGUACUACGUGCAGCAGCCUCCCUCCGGCUCCCAGCAGGUUUACCCAGGCCAGGCCCCUGUGAUGGGGUCCCUACCACAGGGUUACAGCAUGCCUCCUGAGCAGCUGCCCUCACUCAACCAGACGGGACUGCCCCCAAGUCCUGGCCCCGCCCCCACAAUGGCUGGCCAGCCUGCACCCAGCAUGAUGGUGAAUUCGGCCCCAGGUGGCGCGUACCCCACCCAGCCCGCCAUGUACAGCCCCCCGCCGGGCACCACGGACCCCGCAUACCUGGGGUCCAUGAACGGAGCGGGCGGGACGGGCCAGAUGCCCAACUACACGGCAGCCUCUCAGAACAUGGCGCCCGCUGCUGAGGGCCAGCAGCCCCUGUACUCCCAGAAGGCUCUGCUGUAGGACUUCCCCAGGGACUCUCAAUCCAGGAAACCCUCCCUCACCAGAAACCUGCACUGGAUUGUCAGCGCCCUCCUUCUCCAGCAGGGGGCAGUGAAGUGAAGCACGGGAUGGGAUGCACACCGGUGUACAGCACACGGCUGGUCUCUAAUGGAAAGGGGUGACGUUAGCAGUUUUGUUUUUUGUUUUUUGUUAAGGAACACUAUUUAGUGGAAGGAUGCUGACUACACUAGGCUAUGUCAUUGUGUAACCGUUGCAAGAUUUUAAGAUUACUAAAGACUCGUUGCCAGUUGCGGUAUGGCUGAAUAAAAAAAUCCAUGCAUAUAUUGUAUAUAUAACAGAAUUUUUUUUUUGUUUUGUCUAUGGCAGGCUCAUCUUGUUGGCCUUCCUGUUCUCAUUAGCAUCUCUUUACUCAGUGUUAAUUUGAUUUACAUUUCAGUAUAUUUGAAUGAGAUAUAGAUAUGUUUUUUGUAGUGUAUUUUAAUUUAUAUUUGAUUUUUAUUAUCAUUAUUAUGAAAUAUUCAUUUUAAUGCACAACACAGUCAGGAAUUUUCUGAGGAUUGAAAAAUAAAUCAUGUCUACAUAAUAUUCUGCCUAAUCCAGUUAUAGAAUACUUUUCAUACAAAAAAAAAAACCUCAUUUUCAAAAUCUGUGUUGCCACCAGAAAUUGUACGUUGGAUAGACUUGACUAAUAAGUUUUUUAUGGGCCAUUAACAAAGACUGUUGAUAUGAGUUUUUCUCCGUAGUUCUUUUUUUUUUCUAUUUUUCUUUUAAACAAAUCGUGGGACCAGGGAUUCACAGUUUUGCACUUUUGUUGAACUUCCAGGCUGCGGCACAUUAGUCACUCGGAAUGAUUCAGGAAAACACUUAUGAAUUAAGGGUUCCCCUCCCUUAUCGUGGAGCUGCACGGAUGUUCUCCUCGACUGAACAGUGUUAAAGACUUCCCCCUGAGGCCUGCGCUUACCGUGUGUGACAGUCUGCGGGUCAUCCCUUCAGCUGCAGGGUCCACAUUACUGUACAUUGGCAUUGUGCAGAGCUCUCUCGCCUGGCCGUUCACCUCUUUACCUCUCCAGCACGCUGACUCAGCGAGGCCGUGCUGCCGAUGAGAAGGAGUAAGGCCAGUCUGUGAGCUCCACAUUACACUGCCCUCGGCUGGGAGUCCAGCCCAGGGCCUGCAAACGAGGCGUGGAGCCAGUUUUCUCCGGUUACCACCCUUCCCACCUUUGACCUGGGAGCUGUAAACAGGGCCUCUGAUACAGUCCUCAUGGUUUAAGUAUUAAACGUUAAUGGCCCUUAAGCAUAGUGAAGCUGUUGGAACCGUGCCCAACUGUUAUCAUGUGUGCAUUUAUGGCAAAUGCAUCAUUAGUGUGCAUUUACUGUGCGGUAAGACCACAUCCGAUGCGAGUUACGGCUGUGUUUGAGUUGAAGAAAAUCUGAACUUGUGGCUCAAGCUAAAAUGUUGAAUUUUUGCAUCAAAAUUGCGGUUUCUGGUGCCGCGUUCCUUGCUAACAGCCUAUAAUGACUUGAGACUGACUUUUUAAAAACUUGAUUUAGAAAUGGCAGGAUACAUUUGAAUAUUACACUACGAAAACCAUCCUGAGAUGUCAUGGGAAGAGAUGGAGAUAUUGUUGUACACGGUGACUACAUACUAUGGAGUGAGUACUCUUGAUACAAGAAGCAUAUUACACAGUGAUCGCAUAAUGUGGAAACGGUGUCCAUGAUAGUUUUCAGAAGCUAGUUCUACUCAAGCUUAGAGUGAUUCUUCCGGUUCGGUCUGUGCGCCCUGUGUACGGCCGGGCAAUGCUGAACACUUUCAACUUUUUUGUUUCACCGGUGCUCCUUGUGAUCGAACACUUUAGGAUAUACAAUAUAUAAAUAUGUAUGUAUACAGUACACUUUUAUUAUCUAUUUAAAAUUCUUGUUCAUGUGACAAAGGGAAUCCUUUAUUGUAGCUGGUUCUCGAUUAGGCUUCUGUUUCAGCCUUGUCUGUUUAGGUACUGAGGCCUGGUGGGGUUAAUGUGAUGAUCGUUUUUUCUUGCGACCAAGCAAUAGUACAUGUAUGUAAAAAAAAAUAAAAAAAAAAGAAUAAAAAAAACCCACUGAAUCUCCAAUCCGAGUUCUUUCUGCAUGUAUGUACUUUGUAGCAGAGUGUCUCGCUGGACACUACCGUAUACAAAUAAAAAAGAAUAUUUAAACAAAAAAAGAAAAGUCAAAAGCAACAGUUGGAUGUUGCGUGCUUUCUUUUUGUACAAGUGAUAUUUAUACAGUAUGUAUGUGUAUGUCUCAUUCAGAAAUUCCCCUGCGUACACGAUUCAUCUCUUUAUUUUUCUCUGACUAUGGAAGGUUAAUUAUCUUGCACUAUGUCUCUCUUUAAAAAAAAAACCCAAACUGAAAGCAUUGAUUGAUAGAUCUUAUGUUAAGAGUUGAAUUUGGAACAUGGUCAUUUGCCUGAAUCAUGUAUUGGGCUUCAAUAAAAUAAAUAGAUAUGCACAUUGAAUUGUAUGUAUGUUUCUUCAUAGUUUACGUGUGAGCAAAAUUAUGGAGUGACUUUUUUGUAAUAUUAGCUUCAAUUGGUUCAAUUGUUUUGUUUGUUGUCGUUUCUUUUUUUUAACUACAAUGAGCUAAUCUACAAUGUGUGAUUAGUUUAGGGAACAAAUAUUGAAACCGCCAUCAUCACAAGCAUCAGUUGGAUUUUGAUCUGAUUAUAUUUUACUAAGAAUAUUUGAUUAGUUGUAGUUCAGGACACAGCAAACCAAUGUGGGGUUACAUUUCAGUUUAUUUGGGCUCAUGAAAUAGCCCCCACAGUACAUGUGUUCAAGAAUUAGAUGCUGGUGAUGAGAAAUCAAAAUGUCACUUGAUACUUUUUAACUGUAUAUCUUGCAAUUACAAAAAUAUCCUGGUGUUUCUCACAACAGGGCCAAGGGUCUAACACCAGUCCUUAUGCAAAAUCCUAAACAAAACUGUUGGGGCCUGGGAAUGGCUCCAUUCACCUAUGAAAUAAAGCUACACAAUCUCCAAGCUUA